CCUAAGAGUUGAAGCUGCGCUGGUUUGGCAUUCUUUAGUUUCGAUCAUGGUUUCGAUGCUGCUGAACCCAUCGCGGUUGCUUUGAGUGAUUUCCAGUUCGUGACAAUUGAUUCUCUGGUGACAAACGAUGAGCGUACUCACAUUGCAGAUCGGCCAGUGUGGCAAUCAACUAGGUUUCGAAUUUUUUAACGUCUUGGCGCAAGACUUAGGUGUUGGGGAAACCGAGACGCGCCGUGACAGCGAGUACCACAGCCUGUCAUCAGAGAGAUUUUUCGCUGUUGACCCUCAAGGUGGUCUACUUGCCAGUGCCGUCCUGGUUGACACGGAAAGAAAGGCUGUCGGCAGGGUGUUGAAAGAAGCCUGUAACAGCAACAAGUGGCACUACCCCAGUGGGGCAGCUUACACUAGCGCGCAAGGCGCUGGCAACAACUGGGCUCUGGGUUAUUUCGAACAUGCUGAGAAAGGCCUGGACGAGAUCUGCGACCUUGUGAGAUGCCAUGCUGAGCAACGAGACUGGUUGGACGGCUUCCUACCCAUUUUUUCUCUGGGUGGAGGGACAGGCAGUGGUUUGGGAACCAAGCUCACCGAGACCUUAAGGGACGAUUACCCAAACACACCUGUCAUAACAGCAGUGGUGUGGCCGUUCAAGUCAGGAGAAGUGUCAGUGCAGGCAUACAAUGUACUGCUGUCUCUGGCACAUUUACAAGAUUCUGCAGAUGCCCUCCUUGUGCUAAGCAAUGAUGCUCUGCACCGGGUGGUCACCCAGAGGUGGGCACUGCGUAGCGCCUCUCUGGUCGAGAUGAAUGCACUGGCUGCCAGACACCUGGCCUGCUUGCUGCAGCCCAGCCGAGACUUGCAUGGACUGCACACCUGUCUUGGUGACGUUGCCUCUGAGCUGGGAUGCCAUGGGUCUAUGAAGCAGGUGGGCCUGUUUCAGGUGCCACAGGAGCCACCUGCAAUGGCUGCUUUCAGCUGCAGCUCCUGGCAGGGUCUGGUGCGGGCCCUUGGCAAGAUGCAGCGCUGCCACAGUGCCACCGAUGAAGCCAUGGGCACUGAAAAAAGGCCUCCUACCUGUGUUGCCUCCCUGGCUGUUGCACGGGGCGAAGGGCUGUCGGCCCUCAAUACCACUGACCUCGCCUGCCGCCAUGCAACUUUUGUGGAGGCGGGUCAUGAGCUCAGUGUGUGGACAAAUCCUCACAAAUUUUUGGGCUCUGCUCGUACCCUGUUGCUUGCUAGCAACAGUGAUGCCUGCGUCCCUCACUUGGACUUGUUAGUAAGCCGAGCAUGGUGCCGUUUCACUGAGGCUGCCUACCUUCAUCACUACGCGCGCCAUGGACUGCAGGCUGAGGACAUGGCUGAUGCUUUUGUGCGUGUUGAGCAAGCCAUUGCUAGCUACAAACAACUGUCUAGAUAACAGCGUUAAAAGCUGGGCCAGUUGGUACAUGAUUGAAGGUGAAACAACAGUGAAAAACACAAUGUACACAAGCAAGAAGACAACGGGACAAGGCUGGAACUAACAAUUGAAUUUUUAUUAUGGGAAAUAAGCACAAUGUAACCUCCGGCACUCCUCUGGGUAUGCACAAAAGCCAUUCCAAGACCAUCGUCAAUUCUUGGGUUGUAGCGUAUCAGGUGAUUUGUUUCUAGAUUAGGUUUUUUCCGGUAGUCUUGUGGUGGUUUUCGCACAUUCACCUGAGGGCUGCUAAAGGGGAUAUAUUUGAUAUUUCCCUCAAUAAAAAUUUCAUUGUAAGUUCUAACCUCAUCCCAUCUUCUUGCUCGUGUACGUUGUGUGUUUUUGGCUGGUUUUUCACCUUUAACUAUCUAGAUAGCAUGAAUGAAUGUGCCCAUGCACACUAGUCAAAGGUUCACUUGCUUUCUUAUGAAUGCAGUCGAGCCAAUUCAUAUGAAACUCAGGUAUUUUUAGUAAUUCUUUGUAUUCAGCAGGGGAACUUUUGCACCCAAGUACUGUCUUUAAGUAUACUAUGUCCCUUAAGUAUACCAUGUAAACGUGUAUUAAAUGGUCAGUGCAUACGUUGA
Messenger RNA from Dermacentor silvarum, 2034 nucleotides. RefSeq names its product tubulin delta chain-like. The transcript has 6 exons. Gene Ontology annotation, cellular component: cytoplasm; microtubule. NCBI's taxonomy places the organism in Eukaryota, Metazoa, Arthropoda, Arachnida, Ixodida, Ixodidae. The record is from RefSeq and is a predicted model, not a curated record. Gene Ontology annotation, molecular function: GTP binding; structural constituent of cytoskeleton. The coding region runs from base 128 to 1414 and encodes 428 amino acids. Gene Ontology annotation, biological process: microtubule cytoskeleton organization; mitotic cell cycle.